Molecule: messenger RNA, 2561 nt
Organism: Crotalus tigris (Tiger rattlesnake)
Lineage: Eukaryota; Metazoa; Chordata; Lepidosauria; Squamata; Viperidae
Product: olfactory receptor 5V1-like
Exons: 2
Coding region: 1184-2122 (312 amino acids)
Biological process (GO): G protein-coupled receptor signaling pathway
Cellular component (GO): membrane
Molecular function (GO): G protein-coupled receptor activity; olfactory receptor activity
Source: RefSeq, a predicted model, not a curated record
AAUAAUCCAUUGAUACAUAACUAUUUGUACAGCUUUAAGGUGGCAUAGAUGCAGUGCUUUUUUUCUAAAAAAAAAAAAAAAGGUGUCUGAACUCACACAUGUCAUACAACCUGCCUUGCCUACUCUAUAAGGUUCUAUCCAAAAAAGAUGCCGGAACUCCGUUCUGAGUGUUCUAUGAGAAAAAGAGCCCUGCAUAGAUGUACUAACAUACAUGAAUUAAUAUUACAGAUUGUAAUAUACGUUCAUGGAGUGAACUCCUCUGAUCACAUUAGGUUAGAAUUACUCUAUGAUCUGAGCACAUUUCACAAAAAAAUUAACCAAAUGUUAAUAGGACACCACUGAUUAUAGUGAUUCUUGAAUCACUUCCUUUCAUAUCAAUGCAGAAUUUCCAGGGUUGAAAAAGAUAGUGAUUCUCUUUUAAGAAAAGGAACAGCCUUAUCAAUUACAUUUGUCUAAUAAAAAUUCAUAGAAUUUUGGAUUUCUCCAAUUAUCCAGUGAACUAACUAUGAAACUUUUUGAUGAAUUCAUUCUAUUCUCCUGAGAAUCUAUCCUUACUAGUUCCUUCGAUUGUUUAAUAAGAGAAGUAUGUGUACCAAUGAAAAGAUUUCAUAAUGGCUGAAGGAGAUGGAAGCUUGUGAAGGAAGGAUGGGGUGGAAAAACAUCUUCAGUCCCAAGAAUGCAGUUAUUUCUUCUCUUUCUACUGUGUAAAAAUCAGAAUGUGGCACUCAUUUUUAUUGCUUUCUUGAAUCUUGGAUGUAGGUUUCUUAUCACCGUAUUACAUUUAUCUAUAAGUGGCUCCUGUUUAUGUUUCAAAACCUCUGCGUGGCCUCAUAUUUUUUACACCCUUUAGACUGAGUCAAGUUAAUGAAAAAUCCUCCCUGUUGACUUUAAAUUUCUGUAGAGGACAUCUAAGGAACAGAAGUGCAUUUUAAUUUGGAAAACAGAUGUGAUAGAAGAGAAAUUAUUCUUUUGUUUGAAAAAUGCUAAAUUAAGAAAUCACAAAUCACUAAUUUUUUUAGAAGGAUUGCUUGGAAUAUGUCAAAUUUAAAUUAGGAUUUAAUUAUACCAGAAUAAAAAUCCUUAAUGUACUUUCUGUUUGUGUCACAAAUUACUUGGUUUAUUGUACAUAUUUUUUUAAAAAAAUAUUAUUGUUAUUGUGGUCAUCUUCCAGAUAAAAUCAUCUAUGGAAAACCAGAAUAAAAGUACCAGGUUUAUUAUUUUGGGAUUUUCUGGUAAUGUGGAAAUGCAAGUCUUGCUUUUUAUAUUGUUUUUGAUCAUGUACAUCAUGUCACUGUUGGGGAAUGCAUUGAUAAGCAUUGUCAUUAGACUUGAGCCUUCUCUUCAUAUGCCAAUGUGCUAUUUCAUUGCCAACCUAUCUCUUGUGGAUAUUUGCUAUAUAUCUGUCACUGCCCCUAAAAUGCUAGUCAACUUCCUUUCAGAGGACAAAUCUAUCUCCUUGGUUGGAUGUGCCGCCCAACUAUAUUUCCUUCUCUCACUAGGAACUACAGAGUGCUUUCUUCUUGCAGCCAUGGCUUAUGAUCGCUUCUUGGCCAUCUGUAAUCCAUUGCGCUAUCCUUUAAUCAUGAACAAACAGCUUUGUGCCUGUCUGGUAGCUGGGUCAUGGGCCAGUGGGAUUUUGCUUUCACUAGGCCAGACAACUUUGAUAUUUUCUUUGCCUUUUUGUGAUGAACAUUGGAUCAACUAUUUCUUUUGUGACAUCCCACCACUCUUGAAGCUAGCCUGUGGAGAUACCUAUCUAAAUGAAAUCACAGUCUUUAUGGCUGGGCUGCUAAUCACUCUGAUCCCAUUAUUGCUAAUCCUGUUCUCCUAUCUCCACAUAAUCAAUACUGUGCUAAAAAUUGCAUCUGCAAAUGAGAGGCAGAAAGUUUUCUCUACCUGCUCCUCACACAUUAUUGUCAUCACUUUGUUCUAUGGAUCUGCUAGUGCAAUGUACCUGAGGCCCAGAUCUACCUAUGCUUUUGAAACAGAUAAAUUUCUAGCUCUGCUUUACUCUAUUGUAACACCAACUUUGAAUCCUAUUAUUUAUAGUUGGAGAAACAAAGAGAUAAAUGAAGCUCUCAAGAGAAGGUUUGCUUCAAAACUGUUCCCUUGUAGAAGAUGAUUAAAAGUCAUAAAGUUAAUCCAGAAAAAAAUAUUUUGUGGUGAUAAGUUUUUUUUCAGCGUCUUAUUUUUUGCAAAAAUGUCACAUAUAGUUCAACAACAUCUAUGUUUUGUUUAUAUUUAUAGUGGAAUGUAUUUUCAUUUACUGUUUUUCUUAAUGUGCAUAUUCUUUGCUAAUUUUUCUCCUAAUCAAUUUUUAUAUUAUUUUCAUCCCUAUGUUAUUUUUUCCUGUAAGAUAUUCAUAAGUAUAUUAUAUUUGUACUUGCCAUUAAGAUGUCUAUCCGUAUAUUAAUAAUAAAGUCUGUCAAGUUUAACUUUGGAUGUUAAAUGGCAUGGCUGUUUAAGCUAAUUAAUACUCAUUUGGAAGAAACUGUAUUAUGUCAUAUUUAAAAAUUCAUGAGAACAUGGAUAAUUCUGGCAAAGCUUAAUUCUUUAAAAUA